CAUAUCUCGCACGCAGCUUCCCUAUAUGUGACAGAGCAGAGCACUUCACCAGGCAGGAGUCAGAAAUUAGCAUCAUUAUGUCGACUCAAAGUGAGUCCAGGGACGCAGGAAAUAACCAACUACAAACACCUGAACAGAAUCAAGAACAAGGAAUACCACAAAAGUUUUCACCUGGUAAUGUACGAAGAUUGGGGUUGACGAGGAAAAUGCGAGACAGGAGGGAUUUAAAGGAAGAUGAAAACCCAGAGGAGAAAGCACGAAGGCACAAAGAGUUUGAGCUGAAGCCUCUGUAUAAGGAGCUGUUGUACACCAUCACACAUAAGAUGGGCAAACCAUCCUUCACUGAGGUUUUCACUGAUAGUCAGCUUCACCAAUACAUUAAGGAGGCUUUCACUAUGACAGAGUCUGAGCAUAGAAGCCUGAUGGAGAUAGUACAGAAUACCGAGCCCCCAGUACACUGCCUGAUGACCACGGUAAAGGAAGCCAAGGGAAUCCUGGGUAAAGAUGUUAGUGGUUAUAGUGACCCAUACUGCCUUCUAACCAUAAUGGAAGACGAGGAGGAGAAACGGGCACGUCGGGCCAAACCCAAACCCAGUAAAUCUGUCGUGAAGGACAUUGCAUCAACCAACAAAAUUUACGAGACAGACAUAAAGAAGCAGACUCUGAACCCAAUUUGGAACAAAACCUUUGUGCUAGAGUUUGGUGAAAUUGCCGGUGCAAGUUUCCAUCUGGAGAUGUGGGACAAGGAUGAAGACGUGUCACUCACACAAAAACUUGAGGAGUUCAAAACCAACUUUAAUAGCUUAAGAAGGAUGAUCAAAGAGGCCAAAAAAGAGAAAGGAACAGAUGACUUUUUGGGAAGAAUUAGCCUAAAACUACAGGAUCUGCACUGUACAGAAGACAACUGGUACAAUCUGGAGCCCAGAACUGAGACGUAUCCUGAUCGUGGCCAGUGUCAUCUCAACACCAAAUUUAUCCACAAAUCGAGAGAUGGGACACUGAGUGCUGGUUGCAACGCUUACACCAACUACUGUGGCAUCCUGCAGCAGUUUGUUCACGCCUACAUCUCUAACCAGCAGAGUUCUGCUCCGUGGAAGGGAGCGUUGUGUGGUGAGGCUCAGACACUGCUGGAGCUUUACGCCACACAGAAUGACCUUUCACCUUUUCUUCAAGACCUGGCGAAGUGGGUGGCUUACAGCAAACUGUACCAGAGUUUAGAGGUGGACUCGUCUGUGCUGCUCCAGCAGCUCACUAGUAUAGAGUAUCACUGGCACCAGCAGGAGCUUCCAUACCAACAGAAACAGGAACUCGGGGAUUCUCUUCAUGGUUUCCUCCAGCAUGGCCUAUAUCUUGUGUCCAAAUACAGAGACAUUUUCCCCCCGACCCCCCGUGCUACGCCAAAACUACGUGCCCUGCUCAGAAUCUUGGUCCAGAUCUGUAAGACUCAGGCAUUUCAGAAACUGAACCCAGCUCAGUUUGAGCUUCAUGAGGAGGUCUGUGAGGCCAUACAGACAGGCACACAGGAGUGGUUUUCCAUCAAGAAAGGGUUGCAUCAGCCUAUGACUAAGGACCUGUCAGAGAUUGUGAGUGCCCUCUCGAGCUUGAUUAGGGAAGUGGAAGAAGAUAUUAAACACAACAAGGAUACCUGGAACAAGGAGUUUGUCAGUGCUGUGCAGGUGGAUGCGUUCACUGUCGUCUAUCAGAAAUUUGACUCACUGCUUGCCAAUGAGGUGAGAGAAACCAUAUCAUUGAUGGAAGGUCAGAUGGACAAGCCUUUAGCCAAAAGCCUGUUCCCUGUUUACCUGAGUCUGCAGAGCAUUCACAAAGACAAGGCUUUCCUGCAGAAAAGGGGAUUGUUGGAGCUCACAAACUUCCACGAGGAUUUCAGAGAGGCUCUGCCGUAUUGGCUGAACCAGGCAUUCAGCACUACUCAGGACAGGGUGGAGAAGGCUGUGCAGGUGGACCAGUUGCAGCCCUUGCAGUCUGGUGCAGUGCCCAUUAAACACAGUUCGUCUGCUGUGGAUCUGGUGGCCUGUAUUCAGCCGAUCUGCCAGCUGUGGGAGCAGCUGUCCUGGCCUGACCCCGAGGAGGCCUUCAUGCUUAUGGUCAAACUCACUGAGGAUGUGUGUAAGAUUGUGGUAAACUACUGCCACAUCCUAAAGCAGAGGGUCAGGGUCCUGUCUGAGAACUCUGACCAUGGCUGUGCCAUUAACAUGUUGUGUGUGGUAGUGAAUGACUUGGAGUACUUGCGGUCAGUGCUGUCCCGCCUUCCUACACAGCUCAACUGGGUGGGGCUUCGAGAGCGCACACAAAAUGUCAUUGGGGAAAGCCAGUUCCAUAAUACACUGCCUUUACAACUUCAGCAAUCCCAGAGCAUUCUCAGCCGAGAGAUCCGCACUGCUCUGGACACUCUUGGCAAACAGCUAAAUACAGACAUUGAGACUCAUGUCAGAAGCAUGUCAACCAGGCGGAGGAUUCCCUCUAAGUCCUCGGAGGAUGCUGCAACCCCACUGAUGCAUUACCUGGAGCAGGAGCUACAGUACAUGAAUGAAAACCUGGUCAAAGAAAACUUUGAUAGUCUUCUGACGCCUUUGUGGAAUAACUCAGUGAAGAUCCUCCAUCAAGUGUCUAUUCAGCAUCCGCAACAAGAAGGGCUCAUGGUGUUCUGCCAAAGACUUCUGUAUACACUCCAGUGCCUGGAGCAGUGUUUCCAUGCUGAGGGAAAUGGACUGCCUUUAAACAUCCUCCACUCCGGUGAUGAGUACAAGGCUUUAAAAGCUCACCUGACUCACAACUCUCUGAACACCAGGGAGCUUAUGGAGAAAUUUUUUGAGAAGAAAAUAAUGGAGCAGAAGGUGUUCAGCGGAGAGAAAUACGGUGCAGUCACCCUCCUUACAUCUUACAGGAGAUCAGACCAAAAACUGAGAGUAGAGGUGUUGAAUGCUGUCAACCUUUUGCCUAUGGACUCAAAUGGUUUCAGUGAUCCAUUUGUGCAGCUGUGUUUGGAGCCAAACCACAUCUUUCCAGAAGUCGAGCCUCGCUGCACACAGAUCAAAAGCUGCGACCUGAACCCCCUCUUUGACGAAGCCUUUGAAUUCAUGGUUUCUCUAGAGCAGUGCAAGGCACCAGGAGCUUGCCUAAUGGUGACAGUUCUGGACCAUGACACCCUGGUGACAGAUGACUUCGAGGGUGAAGCCUUCCUGGCCCUAAAAAGCAUACCAGGAAUCGCUGGAUCAAAGCAGGACGGAGCAGAUGGACUUAAUUCACAAACAGACGCCACCCCUGCUCAGAUACGACUACCUCUAAUGCAUCCUAAACCCAAUGACGACAGCAUUCUGAGGUUACUGGAGUCGAGGAAGGGAGAACGGGAGGCUCAGGCCUUUGUGAAGAAACGCAGACAGAGGGAGAAACAGUCCCAGGAGGGGAUUCAGCCACGAUAGAAAAAAAAACCACACACAAUGUCUUUCUCCAAAAAUAUACAAUUUAUUUAAUGAUCUGUACCAAAAACAAAAGAAAAUCCACUCAGAGGCAAACACUGGUGUUGGAUGAGUGUGUAUGUGGACAGUAUGCUGAACAUGAGUUUACCAGAGACCAUCACAGUGAUCAUGAACACUUUCACAUCUGCAUGUAAACCUCACACAGCUUUACAUAAUCUGUCUGCUUCCUGAUGCUUUGUCUAAUCAGUGCAAGAGAUAAGUAUGACAUCACGUAACUAUGUAUGUAUAUAUAUAUUUAUAUAUAUAAUAUAUAUUAGACUACAUUUGACACACUGUGAAAUGUCAAAGAUUACUACAAAUGUAAAGAUUUUGGCAGAAAAAAAAAACCUGUCCCAUAUUGAUUUUUAAACAUAGCAAAAGGGCCACUUUAAACAAAAACAUGUAUUCUUGAGUUAACAUGAAACGAUUGAAAGUAAAAAUUUAAAAAUGUGUCAUUUCAGACUACACAAGUUGACUGAGUAUAUUUGCCUUGAUUGUGUUAACAUGCUUUUCCUCUUACAGUUCACCAAGAAGAAUAUUAAGAGAACCUGAGUGUCUUAACAGAGACCAUCUGUUGUAUAUUCAAACAAAUAAUACUACAUAUUUAAAUAUUUUCUGUCAUUGAUACGCAUUGACAAUUUUAAAAUUCUUUAAGCUAAAAAACUAUUUUUAAAAAAAUCAAAAUUAAAGAAAGUCCCUAUAAGCACUACCAGCUGACUGGUCUAACGCCCCCCUUUGGCUGUAGCAAUAUAUGAACGUUAUCUGAAUGAAACUAAUAUAUGCCCUUUAGCUGUUAGCAGUCAGACCUGUGGAUUUUGUUAAGACAGCUCUUUAAAAAAAAAAAAAAAAAUGCAGUGUUGUCCAUUAGUAUAGUUGGUUUGAAGAUGUCUGCUUU
Molecule: messenger RNA, 4371 nt
Organism: Sphaeramia orbicularis (orbiculate cardinalfish)
Lineage: Eukaryota; Metazoa; Chordata; Actinopteri; Kurtiformes; Apogonidae
Gene: unc13d
Product: unc-13 homolog D (C. elegans)
Exons: 34
Coding region: 78-3440 (1120 amino acids)
Biological process (GO): secretion
Cellular component (GO): exocytic vesicle
Source: RefSeq, a predicted model, not a curated record